AUGCCACACAAGCUACCUUUUCGUGUCGUCUAUGUUUCAAGCCAAGACGAACACUUCCCUGCCACAGAACUAAAUCAUCACCAUCCAGGAACUAAAGGAUGGAUUUCUACUCGCUUUUGUUCUUACCCUCAACAGCUUAUUUUAUCUUUGGAAGCCAAAGCUAGUUUUCGCAAAAUACAGUUACUUUGCCAUCAAUAUUUAAUUGCGUCAAAGAUUGAGUUUUUCGUUGGAGAUACGCCGGACGAUGAAAUGGAACAUUUUAAAAACGCCAGGUAUACUAGACUUGGAUAUGUAGCGCUAUCAGACAAUCAGGCCACAGAGUACAAGGCAAGGGAAUUAAAGUCAGUUCAUAUUGACGCCUCCGGCUCAUAUAUUCAACUGUUUCUCUAUAAAAACCAUCCGAAUAACUUAAACUUAUACAGUCAGGUUGGGAUUGUCGCUAUAAAUCUGAUCGGCGAUUUUAUCGAUAAGAAUGGGCAGUCGGAUUCUGAUGAUUCCCCAGUAGGUCUUUUCAGGCCAGAUUACAUACCUCCCACUGAAGACUUAGCGUUUGAUAUGUAUCAAGAUCCCGAAGUUGCUAACAUAAUUAGAAGGUUAGAAAAACAAAAACGUCUAGCUGUUAAGGCUGAACGCUUUGACCAAGCUCAAGGUAUACGAGAUGCUAUAACUCAACUGCAUCAGGUCGGUGAACGUCUCGGUAGAUUAGCACUUGAAAAACAACAAGCUGUUGAGGAAGAAAACUAUGAACAAGCUAAGUUAAAAAAGAAUCAAAUAACUGAAAUGCAACAACGUGAACAACUUUAUGGUCGAUCAGAUAACCAGUUUCCUGAUACGAAUAAUGACCGAAACAAAAUAAAUCCAAUACAACCAAUACAUUUUCAAAGUUUAUUAGUAAGUGAUGAUCUAAACGAAAAUAGGCGCAGUAAUGGAUCAUAUAGUGUUAACAACAACAGUGGCAAUAAUAAUAAUCAAAAUGUUGAUUACUUUCCAUUUCGUCGUGCUUAUCCUUCAAAUGAUCCUGAUGAACGUCCUUUACCAGCUCUUAAAAAUAAGCAUAGAAGUAAUAGUCCAAUAGUCGAUCCAGCUGACGAAGAGCAUUAUACAUCGGAAUUACCAGUCCAAGUGCUUCAUGAACAACCUUUUGAGAAUUACAACCAUUCUGAAUAUAUACCACCACUUGAUGCAGUUGAAGCUAUUCAAAGAGACAUUGAUACUUAUGAAGAUGAACAAACGAUGAAAUACUUAGAACAAGCAGCUCAUGAUCGCAUGGUCGAUGGCAGAGAAAAUUUUCAGCAUAGUAUACUUGAUCUUCCUGAGCCAAUGAGCGAAACCAAUCGACGUCAGGCUGGUGUAGCUAUUGAUGUUGUAGGCAUUAAUCUUGUUACAAAAGCAUAUAGCAAAUCAUGGGUUUUCCGUGAAAAAGCUCUACUUGAAUUAGAACAGCGUGUAACUGCACCGAAACUUCCUCCUCCUGUAUCACUUCCUGAUACAGCACAUCCUGAUCCAAAAGCUGAAAUUCGAUCGACUACAUUUCUUUUACGUCGUGCAUUAAAUGAUCAAGUUUUGUCAAUAUUUCGUUUAGCCACAAAAUUCGUCAAACCAACAAUUGUCAAUUUUGCUGAUAGAUAUGGUAUUCCACGACCUGAUUUAUAUUAUUGCAUGGAUAAAUUAACUCCAGUAAUUUUUCAACGAACUGGUGAUACUUCAUCACGUGUUAGGGAGAUAGCUAAACAACAAAUUUUAGAUAUGGCACAAUGGCCACAGAUGAAGCAAAAUACAACAUUUUGGAAUGAAUUAGUUCGACCCUUUUCUCCUGUAACAUUAGAUCGUUUAGCUUUAAGUCGAAUUGAACUAGCGACAGAAUUAUACGCCAGUCGUGGUGUAGAUCCUGUUUUUUGUAAUGAACAUGGACAUGUCAAUCAGGGAAGUUUUACUUUAGAGGCACUAACUAUAUUCACUGCAAAAUGCUUAGACCAUCGAUCAAACGAAGUUCGUGAAGCUGCUGAAAAUCUUAUAGUUGCUCUUUAUCGUUCUGAAGAUCGAGCUACUGUUCGUAGACUUAUACCUUUAGAUGAUGUGAAUUCCAAUCGACAUCCUUUAUAUAGAAGACUACUUGGAAAAUUUGAUCGGAUUGACGGAAGAUAUGAUCCACCAUUGAAUGAUCGACCACCUGCGAUUAAAGCUUCAGUCAAACAAAAAGAAGUUGAAGCACUUCAGGCAGACGUUCAACAACUCCGUGCUAUAGUCGAACAUGGGAAUCGUGGUCAUUUGACUUCCCACAAGCCUAAUUCACGUGUAUCACGUACUGUACCUUCGCAAAAUUAUGAUAGAAAAUCUGCUUCAAGAUUAAAGAAUAAUGAUCGUAAAUCUGCAAAUAACUCACAACAUGGGCCUCCAUCUGUAUCACCGAAUCGUCAGAAUCAUACAUCUAAUCAACAUGGUUCACGAAUUACAAAAAGUGACAAUCCAAACAGAAAUUCUUCAACCGCUAACAUUCAAUUGGAAAUAAAUUCACAACAACAUACUGAAGAAGCAGAAUUUUUACUUAGUUUAGACAAGACAUGUAUAUUUUGUGGAGAACAAAAUGAUUCGUUUACAGAGGAAGGAUUAGAUAUACAUUAUUGGAAAAGUUGUCCGAUGCUUCAUCGUUGUCCUAAUUGUAAACAGGUAGUUGAAAUAGCUGGUUUAACGGAUCAUUUACUUAAAGAAUGUGAAGCUUGUACACCAGGACAGUAUGUUCGCUGUUCUAAAUGUUCAGAAGCUGUAUUAAAAACACAUUUAAGCAAUCAUCACUGUUUACCUAUCAAAUUAUCAUCUGGACUACGUUGUCCACUUUGCCAUCAUGAUUUACCAAAUUUACCAGAUUCAGUUGCUCCUGGUGGUCCAGAAGAUGUUUGGAAAGCUCAUUUAUUAGGUUCAUCCAAUAGUACUAUUCAAAUGCCUCAAUGUACAGAGAAUCCAAGAAGUUUACAAAGUCAACAACAGAAAUAUAAUGGCCAUUCCACAAAAAAUACCAGUACUUCAGAAGCUAAUAAAGCGAAAAGUGGAAUACCUCGACCGUUAAAUGUAAACAAAGUUCGUCCGGUUUAA
Molecule: messenger RNA, 3090 nt
Organism: Schistosoma mattheei
Lineage: Eukaryota; Metazoa; Platyhelminthes; Trematoda; Strigeidida; Schistosomatidae
Source: the annotation of a GenBank genome assembly